Molecule: messenger RNA, 570 nt
Organism: Nymphaea colorata (pocket water lily)
Lineage: Eukaryota; Viridiplantae; Streptophyta; Magnoliopsida; Nymphaeales; Nymphaeaceae
Product: putative germin-like protein 2-1
Exons: 1
Cellular component (GO): cell wall
Molecular function (GO): manganese ion binding
Source: RefSeq, a predicted model, not a curated record
AUAUAUAUAUCUGCAGUUUUUGUGAAUGGCAAGCUUUGCAAGAACCCAAUGACGGCGAAGCCCGAAGAUUUCUUCUUCUAUGGGCUGGACAAGCCUGGCAACACAUCGAACCCACUGGGCUCCAUGGUGACCACCGUCAACAUGCAACAAAUCCCCGGACUUAACACGUUAGGCAUCUCCUUGGCUCGGAUCGACUUUGCUCCAAAGGGACUGACCCUACCUCACGCCCAUCCCCGUGCAACCGAGAUCCUGGUGGUGCUGGAAGGCUGCCUUUACGUGGGGUUCGUGACCAGCAACCCGGAGAACUGGCUGUUCACAAAGAAGCUGUAUAUACGAGAUGUAUUUGUGUUCCCGCAGGGGCUGAUCCACUUCCAGCAGAACGUUGGAGAAGGAGGUGCUGUGGCCAUUGCUGCACUGAGCAGCCAGAACCCGGGUGUUAUCACAAUUGCUAAUGCAGUGUUCGGGGCAAAGCCACCCAUCUAUGAUGACCUUCUUGCCAAGGCCUUCCAGACCGACAAGAAAGUGACUGACGAGCUGCAGUCUGCGUUCUGGAUGGAUAAUAACAACUAA